Messenger RNA from Rubroshorea leprosula, 421 nucleotides. The record is from the annotation of a GenBank genome assembly. Lineage: Eukaryota; Viridiplantae; Streptophyta; Magnoliopsida; Malvales; Dipterocarpaceae.
AUGAAGCAGGGCAACGUGAAGAGAUUCAAGCAAAAAGGGGUAUAAGAUUGCAAUGGUACCUUGCAAGCGCCUUCUUCUCGUGGCUUUUCUCCUCCUUUGGUCCAUCUCCAUCUCCAUCUCCAUCUCUGCUGAAGCUAGGAGUUUGCCUGUGGGUGCAAGAAAUGAAGGUGAGAAGGACCAUGAAAUUGUGGGUACAGUAAAAGUUCAAGUUACGUUUCCUGCAAAUGAAGACUUAGUGACGAUGGACUAUCCUCCAGCCAAAAAUAAUCCUCCAAUCCACAAUUAAGCAAAUUUAGCUAUUCUUUUUUUUCUUCUAAGAACAAAAGAGCUACAUGGAUACUCAUCUUUAGCGUCCUUAUAUUACUCUAGUAAGGUUUAAUAUUUAUAUCAUAUUUUUCAUAAAUGAAUUAGGAUUUACUUG